GAGAGUGACGAAAAGAGAGCAAGAGCGUUAAAAAAUCUGCCAGCGGCGUCAGUGGAUUUAGUUUUGUUGUAGUGGCCUCAGUGGUGCGCGUUGCUGUGCUCUCAAAGCAAUAAUAAUUAUAAUAAUUUAAAAGAAAAAAGGUGGAAUUAAUUAAUAUAAAACGCAAACAAAUCAUUUUCGGUAUUGUGACAUGUUAAAAAUGACAAAUGUGCCGAUGCCGACCACGCUUAAGCUGGCCAGCAGCGGCAACAACAGCGCAGCAGCGACAACAAAAAAGACACAGCAUAAUGGAGUAGCAGCCGUCGCAGCUGCGUCGCUGCGCUGCGCAACAGACGACACGGACGAAUCGGAUGAGGACUCUGAGUCGGAUUUGGAUAUUGAAGAGGAAGACAUAUUGCUGGACGAUGCCGAUGAUGUUGUGCUUCAAAUCGAUAGCGAAGACGAGGCUGAGCUGGAGGCGCAGCGCAUACGCUUGGACGAUUUAAAGGCAGCGGCCGCAGCAAAGUCGCAGGUCAGUAACGGUAAAGUGACAACUGCAGAGCAGCAGCAGCCGCAGUCGCAGCCGCAGCCGAUACCAGCGUCGCGCAAGCCGCGUGGGCGUCCACCGGGCAGCACAAAUAAAAAUAACAACAAAAACCAGAAAAACAAAAACAAACGCAAAAGCUCAAAAAGCCCCUGCGCCAGCGCCAGCGUCAGCGCAAGCGUCGCUGUUAAUGUCGCUGUCUCCGUCCCCGCCUCCUUACCCGUUGUGGCUGCCAAAAUACACGCGGAUGAGAAGGCGCAUCGUUUCAUUUACAGUUGCGUUAGCUGCUCUCUGUUGUACGGGGAUGCGUCGGGGCUCUCUCAGCACUGGCACAAAGAGCACCAGCAGCAGGUGGAGCGGGAGAGCAAACGCGUCAGAACCAAAGUGCCGGCUGAUGAGCAAGUUAAGCUCGAGCCGCCACUGGAGCUAAGCGACGGGCUCCAAUUGAGCGACUUGAAGUGUUGCGCGCAGCUGCUCUUGCUGGAGCGCGAGGAUGACAUAUCCAAGCAGCAGCUUAUUUGUUCUGCCUGUAAUGAUGCAUUUGAGCAGCGCAGGGAACUGCAUUUGCAUUUGAGCGAGAAGCAUGGCAUCUUCAAGCUUUUGGUGCCCAAAGAGGAGCCCAGCGAGCCCAUGGUCAGCAUACCAUCUGAUUUGGCACAUGGCAAGUCCACUUCCGCUUCCACUCAGGCGCAGGCGCAGGUGCAGCUGCAGGUGCAGGUGCAGGCACUGGAGUUGCCAGAGACGCCGCCGCCGGAGAAGGAAACAGCUGAUAAAGAUGAUCUCGCAAUGAUAAGCGCCAUGGUGGCGGAAAUUGCUGCCGAACGCAGUCCCAAGGUCAACAAGAUGAUUAUAAAACUGCCCGUAGGUAAGCGAGCAGGACGCAAGCGCAAAAAGGAGGAAAAACCAAAGCAGGAAAACGAUCAACAAGAGAGUCAAGCCACAGUCAGCGGUGGCAAACGCAAGCGAGGCCGCAAGGCACAAAAGCAGGCACAGCCCGUGGAGCAGCCGAAGGAGGAAGAAGAGGAGCUGGUGCAGCAGGAAGGAGCAAUAAAUCAGGAGGGGAAACGAAAGAAGGAGCAGCAACAGAAAGAGGAAAAGGUUCAGGUGCAGGGGGUAAAGGAGGACAAGGAGCAGCAUCUGCAUAAGCGACCAAAGGAGCAAAAGGAACAGAAUGAGGACAAUGAGCAAAAAGGACAGCAGCCGUUGGAAGACAAAGAGCACGUGCAGCAGGAGAUCAAAGAGGAAGUGGAACCGAGACGCGCGCGCAAAUCACGCAGCUAUGUGGACUACGUGGUCGAUAUUAAGGAUGAGGAUGACGAUUUGGAGGAGGAAGAUAAGGACACCGACUCAGACGCUGAGAGCGUAACGCCACACAAUACCUCAACGGAUGAUAGCCAUGCCGCGGCCUCCAUCAAGCGUGAAUCAUCUGAGGAAUCGCAGCGUAACGGCACCAUUCACACCUGUAACUUUUGCAGCAAAACCUUUCAGCGUUUCUCUAGGCUGCAGGAUCAUCUGCGGCUGCACACCGGCGAGAAGCCGCAUGUUUGUGGCCAAUGUGGACGUGCGUUCCGCUUGAAAAUGCGGCUGGCCGAGCAUCAGUUGCGACAUCGCACCGAGAAGGCAUUCAAGUGCGAGCUAUGUGGUCUGCCGCUGGCCACCAAACAGGACAUGGCGCUGCAUAUGCGCCAUCACAAGAACGAUCGACGUUACAAGUGCGAGCGCUGCGGCAAGGGAUUCGUGCGCAGCUCCGAUUUGGCCAUACACGUGCGCGUUCACACCGGCGAGAAGCCCUACAGCUGUGACCUGUGCGGCAAGGCGUUCCGUGCCCGCCAGAAUCUCAUUGUGCAUCGGCGCACGCAUCUCGGCGACAAGCCCAUCCAAUGCGAGAUGUGCGACAAGCGCUUCUCCCGCAAAAUCGACAUGCGCGUCCACAUGCGCAGGCAUACCGGCGAGAAACCGUUUAGUUGCACCUCUUGCCAGCGUGGCUACUCCUCGCGCGUCAAUCUGCAGCGUCACCAGCAGCGCGAACACGGCGGACAGGCGGCCAACGAAUCGCAGGAGCAGCAGGCAUCUCCGGAUAACACCAAAUCGAAGCCCGUUACGCGUCGUCCGCGCCGCGAAAAGCUGCAGGAGAAGAUUGCCGCACAGGAGAAGCUGCUCAAUGAGCUGAAGCGCAGCCUGAGCACACUCAACGACAUAGUGGAAGAGCCGCCGGCAAACCCAGUGGUUGAGGGCGUCAAACACAACAUGGCUGAGCUGGCAGCUGAUGCAGGCGCUGGCACGGCUGCCGGGGGCUGCGCUCAGGUUUCGGUCACAGUUUCGAUGCAAGUGGAGCCGGCCAAAGGAGAUGACGAUGAGGAGAUCACGCCGGAGAAGGAGAAUGCGCUGUCCAGCGGCUCAACAACGGACGCCGUGUCCAGCAAUGGCAAAACGAAGACUAAUCGCAAGAUUACAAGCUACUUUACUGUAGUUGGACAGCAGGCGGAAAUCUAAAGACUUAUCAGACUCCAAUCCACAAUUCUUACUCAUUAGCUUAAGAUGCAACUGUACUUGAAAUUCUGUAGCAUAGUGUAAACCUCGCAGACUUGGAGACGAUUUCACUUUCUUUAUAAGAUUUUCAAUUUUGCAGGGAUUAAGUAUUCUCUAUGUAUACAGACUUAUUAUCAUUAUGAAGUCAACCUAUUGAUGAAGAAUCAUCUAACGAUAACAUUUUUUUUCGCAUUUAAUUAACAUUAACGAACAGAAAAGACUACGUUUUAAAAGCAUUAAUUAUAUGAAAAAAAAAAA
Drosophila virilis is the source of this 3310-nucleotide messenger RNA. It is a transcript of the gene Phs, whose product is annotated as Phaser. Gene Ontology annotation, molecular function: DNA-binding transcription factor activity, RNA polymerase II-specific; RNA polymerase II cis-regulatory region sequence-specific DNA binding. The record is from RefSeq and is a predicted model, not a curated record. Gene Ontology annotation, cellular component: chromatin; transcription regulator complex; PcG protein complex. Gene Ontology annotation, biological process: regulation of transcription by RNA polymerase II. Lineage: Eukaryota; Metazoa; Arthropoda; Insecta; Diptera; Drosophilidae.